This is a messenger RNA of Iphiclides podalirius (scarce swallowtail), 780 nucleotides long. Lineage: Eukaryota; Metazoa; Arthropoda; Insecta; Lepidoptera; Papilionidae. The record is from the annotation of a GenBank genome assembly.
AUGAGGAAGGAAGGUGGCAGCGAUUGGCGCGCCUCAGCCGCUUCAGUCUGCGGUGCGACGAUGUGGUGGAGGGCUGUGUUGUGGCAGGCCACGCUGCUCCUAGCCUCGGCCACCCUCGACGUCAGGUACUACAGCCAGAAGCGACUCUACACGCCGGUGUCACAGGUGGAGUGCUUCGAUUACCCGGAAUGGAGACCGAGUCGCUACACGAGGGCUUCGCCUGGAGGUUGGAUUCACCAAAACAGACCCUCUGGCAUCCCCGGCACGGGCAUCUAUUCGCCGCCGGCGCAUGUUCGGAGCAAUUUUCUGUCGCGGCGCUUCGACGUCUACCCGUCGAAGGUAGAAGACGUCGUCAAGGAACACGCUAAGCUCGUCCAGGACAUAAACGGCCUCAAGCAGGCACUGUACGUAGCGCCCCUGGUGGACAGGAGCAAGGACUACGACGACUCUAUAUACCUGGAGGCGAUAGAGACCACCACCACAGCUCCGUGGUCGACCACGACCGCCAGCGUGCGGUCAAAGAAGCCGGGCUCUUCUAUCCCGGUAAUACUGGUGGGCGAGCCGAGUCAGCAUACUGUGAUUAAAAGCCAGCCACUCAAAUUUACGAGGCCUGCUGUGAGCCUGGUGGGCGCUUCUGUCACUCCGUUGGUUAGGCAGCCUUACCCGUUCGUGGUGCACCCUAGCGCUGCUCCGCCGGUGCGCAUCUGCAUGCCGUCUGCCGUCUACACUAAGAACCAGCCGAGCCUGCUGCAGAGAAUACUCAAAGGGUUCGUAUCUCGG